AUGGAGAAUGGAGGAAGGGAUUUGGCAAGUAAAGAGCAGCAUAGCGUAGAGCAUUGAUUCACAUUGAUUGAUAAUUGCAUUGGCCUCUCUGUCACUGGGGUUUCAUUCAUUCAUCAAAUGCAAUGCAAUUUGUAUAAUCAUUCAUGUAACCAACCAUAACUCAUCGUUGCCGUUUCCAUAGCCUCGCUCGCACCCAAUUCCUUACCCUCUCUUCUCUCUUCUCUCUUCAUAUUCCCCUCUUUGUUUCUCUCCGUACACUCGAUUCCGUUCCUUCUUCGCUGUUAGAUCAAUCAUCGAUAUCCUCUUUGCCAUUGACUUUGCUUUGGAACAUCAGGGGUGGCUUCCUUUAUAGCAGGAAAUCACAGUUGGAAAGUUAUCUGUGUCGGAUGAAAGAGUGGCUAUCCACUUACAAUGGCUGGACUUAUUGAAGGACUCCCUGAUGCUGUUGCAAUAAGGUGCCUUGCUCGGGUUCCCUUCUACCUCCAUCCGAAGUUAGAGGUUGUCUGCCGUUCUUGGCAAGCAGCUGUUCGUAGCCCUGAACUAUUUAAAGCUCGGCAGGAGGUUGGUUCAUCAGAGGAGUUGUUAUGUGUCUGUGCUUUUGACCCAGAGAAUGUGUGGCAGCUGUAUGACCCUCUACGAGAUCUGUGGAUUACACUUCCGGUUCUUCCCUCAAAAAUAAGGCAUCUUUCGCACUUUGGUGCUGUUUCCACUGCUGGAAAGUUGUUUGUGAUUGGCGGUGGCAGUGACGCAGUUGAUCCCUUGACUGGUGACCAAGACGGCUGUUUUGCAACAGAUGAAGUCUGGUCAUAUGAUCCGGUAGUCCGGCAGUGGGCCCCUCGAGCAUCAAUGCUGGUUCCGCGCUCUAUGUUUGCAUGCUGUGUUUUGAAUGGGAAAAUUGUUGUGGCUGGGGGCUUCACCAGCUGCCGAAAAUCAAUAUCUCAAGCAGAAAUGUAUGACCCUGAGAAGGAUGUAUGGAUUCCAAUGGCUGAUCUUCAUCGCACCCACAAUUCAGCCUGUUCAGGAGUAGUGAUAGGUGGAAAGGUGCAUGUGCUGCACAAGGACAUGUCAACAGUUCAAGUUUUAGACAAUGCGGGGCCUGGAUGGAUUGUUGAGGAAUGCGGGUGGCUCCAAGGUCCUAUGGCGGUUGUUCAAGAUGCACUUUAUGUGAUUAGCCAUGGAUUCAUCUUCAAGCAGGACAAAGAAGGGAGAAAGGUGGUAGGUUCAGCUUCCGAGUUCCGAAGGAGAAUUGGGUUUGCAAUGAUAGGGGUGGUUGAUGAUCUAUACGUGAUUGGAGGCUUCAUUGGCCCUGACAGAUGGGACUGGGACAUUAAGCCAUUAUCAGAUGUCGAUAUUCUCACACUUGGGAGUGAGAGACCAAAUUGGCGUCAGGCAGCUCCAAUGACAAGAUGUCGUGGUACUAUUCUUGGUUGUACACUGCUGAGAAUUUAGACCUUGGCAACUUUCUUAGGCCUUUGUGUAAUUUGUGGCUCAUGGGGGAUUUGGGUCCCCUAAACUAGACAAAGAAUUAGUUGUUUCAAUGGCUUCCUUAUUUUGUAUGUAAGCCAUAAUAUUUAUCCUUGUCUUUGUGAUGAUUACAUGCUGGUAAAUUAGGCAAGCCCUUUGUCUGUUCUGUUCGAAACAAAACAGUAGGUGAAGGACCAUCAGUUAGGCAGGAACAAGCCGGUUCUACAACAAUUGCAAGUUUGUCACCUUUCUUUAGGAAAAAGGACCACUUCAUAGUUCAUAGUUCCUUUUUGUCAUAGGUCAUAGACUCAUAGUCAUAGGGUUAAUGUUCGUAAACUUCAUAACCAGGUCAACCGAUAAAAUGUGACAAUUAAACUAGCAGUGAAAAUGGAGUUUCACUUUGCAAAUUAUUUCUGUAAAUUGUGUUCGUGUGUUUGAGUUCUGCAUUUCAGCUGUAUAUCUAUUUUUG
This is a messenger RNA of Arachis ipaensis, 1933 nucleotides long. Its product is annotated as Galactose oxidase/kelch repeat superfamily protein. NCBI's taxonomy places the organism in Eukaryota, Viridiplantae, Streptophyta, Magnoliopsida, Fabales, Fabaceae. Gene Ontology annotation, molecular function: protein binding. The record is from RefSeq and is a predicted model, not a curated record.